Penicillium atrosanguineum is the source of this 1086-nucleotide messenger RNA. RefSeq names its product putative DNA 3'-phosphatase Tpp1. Bases 1 to 1086 code for a protein of 361 amino acids. Gene Ontology annotation, biological process: DNA repair. Lineage: Eukaryota; Fungi; Ascomycota; Eurotiomycetes; Eurotiales; Aspergillaceae. Gene Ontology annotation, molecular function: double-stranded DNA binding; ATP-dependent polydeoxyribonucleotide 5'-hydroxyl-kinase activity; polynucleotide 3'-phosphatase activity. The transcript is spliced from 6 exons. The record is from RefSeq and is a predicted model, not a curated record.
AUGUCCGAGGGGGGCAUCAAGCGCACAGCCUCCCCCACUCGGCCAAUCUCCCCACCUCCGCUUCGGCGAAAGGUCGAGUCAUCAAUAAACAAGAAAGCUGCCGCCAAUUUCUUCACUCCUGCCUCGCAAAAGAAGCCGGAACCGAUCAAAUGGAGAAUCCUCGGAACCAGCUUGAUUAUUGGGAAAUACACGCCGGAAAAUUACACUCAGGAUCUGUCAGAGAAGGAUCGCAAAAUUGCUGCAUUUGAUCUGGACUCUACAUUAAUCAAGACGAAAUCCGGAAACACAUUCCCCCGAUCGGCGACAGAUUGGCAAUGGUGGAACACAGUAGCCUCUCUAACAGCUCGCAGCUUCCAAGUGGUUGUCUUCUCCAACCAGAAGAAAAUCGCUAUUCAAAAGGAUAUCAAAGCUGGCAGUGGCGAAUCGAAGAGUCUCGCCACGUUUAAGGAGAAGUUAACUGCUAUGAUGAAUGAGCUGCAAGUCCCCAUCAGUGUGUACGCCGCUACAACGGAUGCUGAAUACCGUAAGCCUCGUCUGGGCAUGUGGAAAGAGUUCCAAGAUGACUACGAUCUCGAUGUGACGGGGAUUGAUAUGAAGAAAUCCUUCUUCGUGGGUGAUGCCGGUGGGCGGCCGGGCGACCAUUCUGCUGCCGAUCUAGGAUUUGCCUCCAAUGCUGGGUUGAAGUACAAUACGCCGGAAGAAUUCUUCCUCGGGCAGGCCCCAGGCCAGACAAACGACACCUUCAACCCCAAAUCCUAUAUGGAGAUGGAUUUGAAUGGACCCGUUGUCAAAUUUACCCGAAAGCAUCCUCUUGAGCUGGUAAUCUUCUGUGGUAGCCCAGGUGCCGGAAAGUCAUCAUACUACUGGAACAAUUUGGAGCCACUAGGGUAUGAACGGGUAAACCAAGAUAUCCUCAAGACCAAUCCCGAGUCCCGAACAUCCCUCCCAGGCAUCGCAUUCGGUGACUUCGGCCGUCGCUUCCAGGAACCCACCCUAGGCGAGGGCUUUGAGGAUAUCAUUCCCGUCAAAUUCCAGUUCGUAGGCAACGAAGAGGCCAGGAAGCUCUGGGGACAGUUCUGGAUUUGA